AUGCUCUACUCCAACAAAGAUGGUUCAAGCAACGACGAUGCUGAUAGGGAGGAGUCUGUCGACGCUGACCAGGAGGAAGAAGCGAAUCUAUCUUCCGAAGGCCAGGCUCCGUUAUUCUUUGUCGUUUUCCGUGGCCCCGCUCCUGGCGUCUACGAAAACUAUUCCGAAGCUCGCAGGGGUGCGGACGCGAACUGCCCCAUCACAGUUAUGGAAAACCAAGAUGACGCCAACCACCUCUUCGUCGAGGAGUAUAUGAAGCGUCAUCAGUCAGGAGAAAGCGAGAUCGAGCGCACAGCAUUUCGUGCAAAUAUGGGUUUACCGUUCAAAGUACUGGCUCAUUUCGAGAUCAUUCUCGCGAAUGUCGACUAUUGGGUAUUUUUUUGA
Messenger RNA from Cyclocybe aegerita, 384 nucleotides. The record is from the annotation of a GenBank genome assembly. Lineage: Eukaryota; Fungi; Basidiomycota; Agaricomycetes; Agaricales; Hemipholiotaceae.